UGGUGGAGAGCAUAAUUUAUGAUUUAACACAUAAUGCAACUUCAUAGCCAAUCCUCGCACUCGGGAGUGAAGCGUAGGCUUCUGUACCGGUGAACUUGUUUGAUUGACGUUGUGGGAGUCCGUCCAAGACCAGCGUAUGCACGCGCGCAGCGAUUUUACCGAACCGCACCGAUGAUGCAGAGGGGAUGGAGACGGUCUACGAUGAGGCACGGUGGUUAAUAACAGAGUUCUUGGUCGUUUUUUGAUUUAAACGCCAUCCUGUUUUUUCCCACUGGAUUUUGGAAGAGAGGGAGGCGAAAUGCGUUUUUGGAACGCGUCCUUUUCCGAACCUGUUCAGUCGGUUUCAAAAUGAGCAAACUGACCCAUACGCCUACAGACGAGGUUUCAUUUCAAUGCUGUGUGGGCGUCUGCAGUGUAAGAGCUUACUCUGCGGAGAGGGAGAGAGAAACAGAGAGAGGCAGUGAGUGGGGGCUUCCAGUUGUGCCGUACUGCAAUGGCAGGCUGAGAGCGGCCCCUGCUGUGUGUUAGGAGGGUGCAUCUGGAAGCGAGAGGUAUCCUUUUUUGGUCAGUGCGUCAGGACUGAGACUGUAGCAUGGGCGAUAUAACAGGAUAUGCCAUCAGAGUCUAGCGGCUGGCAGGAUUUGGACAGGAGGUUGAAGAUGAGCAAAACAUGAGUGUUUGCACACAAAUAAACUGGGUGGCUGUCUUUACCCACCAGUGAUAAUCCACAGAAGCCCUGCCUGCUCUGGGAAUCUCUACAGAGAGUGGGCAAUACAAUCUACAAACGGUCAUCCCAUUUCUACGUUGUGCAGUGUCUGGAGAUGACUACUAAGAGGAAGAUCAUCGGCCGCCUGGUGCCCUGUCGAUGCUUCCGGGGAGAGGAGGAGGUCAUCUCAGUGCUGGAUUACUCCCACUGUAGCCUGCAGCAGGUCCCGAAGGAGAUCUUUAGCUUCGAGCGCACACUAGAAGAGCUCUACCUGGAUGCCAACCAGAUUGAGGAGCUGCCUAAGCAACUCUUCAACUGUCAAGCACUCAAGAAGCUGAGCAUGCCUGACAAUGACCUCUCCAACCUGCCAACCACCAUCGCUAGCCUUGUGAAUCUGAAGGAGUUAGAUAUUAGUAAAAAUGGUAUUCAAGAGUUUCCAGACAACAUCAAGUGCUGUAAAUGUCUAUCAGUUGUGGAGGCCAGUGUAAAUCCUAUUGCCAAACUCCCAGAUGGCUUCACCCAGCUCCUCAACUUGACACAGCUCUUCUUAAACGACGCCUUUCUUGAAUACCUGCCUGCCAAUUUUGGGAGAUUGUCCAAAUUACGAAUCCUGGAGCUUCGUGAGAAUCAUCUGAAAUCUAUGCCAAAGUCAAUUCACAGGCUGUCACAACUGGAACGGUUAGACCUGGGAAGCAAUGAAUUUUCUGAACUGCCAGAAGUGCUGGAGCAGAUCCAUAGUUUAAAAGAGCUGUGGCUAGACAACAAUUCAUUACAAACCAUACCAGGGUCAAUUGGGAAAUUGAGACAGCUGCGAUAUCUGGACUUGGCCAAGAACAGGAUUGAGAGUCUAGAUGCAGAUAUCUCUGGAUGUGAGUCUUUAGAGGACCUUCUGCUCUCCUCCAACAUGCUUCAACAGUUGCCUGAUUCAAUAGGGAAGUUGAAAAAGUUGACGACAUUAAAAGUUGAUGACAACCAGCUCACCUCACUGCCUAACACCAUUGGAAGUGCACGUGGCAAAACCGGUUUAUCACUUUUAGAGGAGUUUGACUGUAGCUGUAAUGAAUUAGAAUCCCUGCCUCCCACCAUUGGCUACCUGCACAAUCUUCGGACAUUUGCAGCCGAUGAAAACUUCUUGACUGAGCUGCCCAGGGAGAUUGGAAACUGCAGGAAUGUCACGGUCAUGUCCUUGCGCUCCAAUAAGCUGGAGUUUCUGCCUGAUGAAAUUGGACAGAUGACAAAACUACGUGUUCUCAAUCUGAGUGACAAUAGGUUAAAGAAUCUUCCCUUCACGUUCGCUAAACUGAAGGAUCUUGCUGCACUCUGGUUAUCUGACAAUCAGUCCAAGGCCCUUAUCCCCCUCCAAACAGAGGCCCACCCUGAGACCAAACAGAGAGUCCUCACCAACUACAUGUUUCCUCAGCAGCCCCGGCACGAUGAGGAUUACCAGUCUGACAGUGACAGCUUUAAUCCAACCCUCUGGGAGGAGCAGAGACAGCAGAGGAUGACUGUGGCAUUUGAGUUCGAGGAUAAAAAGGAGGAGGAGGACAACUCAGGAAAAGUGAAGGUUGAGAUUAAUCUCAAGCGCUAUCCCACCCCUUACCCAGAAGACCUGAAGAACAUGGUAAAGUCAGUGCAGAACCUAGUGGGUAAAACCACUCACCCCCUCAACACUGAAAAAUGUUCUUCGGGGACCAAUAUGGAGCUUCACAGUCAAGACAAGUAUGAACACAAGUGGCCAAUUGCUCCUAAGGAGCUGACGGAACGAGAGGUGAAAGACUUCUCAAAACCACAGAUUUGCGAUCAAGGUGCCAUUCUUAACACAGCCAUUGACAUCCCAAAUCGCAAAGACAAAGAAGAUCUGACUGAGAGUUCAGAAAUUUCUUUACAUCGCGUCGUUCCCAAGCCGCAACAGCCAGAGAAUACGAGCCUGGCCGUUUCUUCCUCUUCCUGUUUCUGCCUCAUAGACUCCAUGGGAGGCUCCCCUAAUGAUAUCCGAAUAUCUGACAUGAGGCCGACUCUGGUGGAGCCGGCAAUGUACAAGCCAAAGGUUGUGUUACUGGGCAAGGAAAAAAAAGAGUCCACAGAUGAAUCUGAGGUGGAGAAAAUGCAUUGCAUGAACAACAGCGGCUCAUCUGCCACUUAUUCAGACUACUCACCGUCCCAGGGAUCAUCUGGCUCCUCCAACCCACCCGGAAAUGUCAGUAACAUGCAGAGCGCUGGGAAAGAGGGCCAGACACAGACUCACUGGACCAACAGACUGGCUCAGUCUUUCCCAAAGCCCAUCGAAACCAAACCCCUUCUCAGCCAGAGGGAAACGCCUCCUUCCAGUACACUGCAGCAGCGAGGUGAGAGGCGGCCGCUCAGCGACACCUUCGACAGCUGGAACAACGCCCCCCACUACGAUAACACAGGUUUCGUCGCAGAGGAGACGGCUCUUGACACCCCCGGCAGCAGUGCUGGAAACCCCAUGCUAGGCUCAAAGCCCCGGAGUGCCUCGACAGCACACGGGCGACGGCCUCUCAUGAGACAAGAACGCAUCGUGGGAGUUCCCUUGGAGCUCGAUCAGACACAACACACUUUCCACACAGUCCGCACCACCCCUGAAACUGAAGUGCCUGCACCCUCUAACCCGUGGCAGAACUGGACGAGGACUCCCAGUCCCUUUGAGGACAGGACGGCUUUUCCUUCCAAGCUGGAAAUUACUCCAGCGAACAGCCCCAACCCUGACCGUAAGGAUUUCGAACAGGAGAUGGGAGAACUUCCCGGUACUUUUCCCUCGACUAGAGCAUGGGGGUAUCUUGACUCCACAGACUCGGGGAUGGGACGAGGUCAUCCCAACAUUUUCGCGCACGUUCAGAGUGGAAAAGAACCGAUCAAAGGAGGCACGUUGGUAGUUAGCAAGAGCUCCGAAAGACUUUCGCCGAUGAUGAAGGAGGUAAAGGCCAAAUUUAAGAAGUCGCAGAGCAUAGAUGAAAUAGACAUGGGGUCGUACAAGGUUUACAGCAUCCCCUUGGACAGCUACAGUUCCAGCAUAGAAAAUCAAGGAAGCGUUGAUCGAUCGGACCUCUCUAUGCCCAUGGAACAGAGUAUGUCCAGGAGCCAAUCGGCUCCCAUGCUGGAUGAUGAUCUGGAUGGCUACGGUUCCAGCAAAAGCCUUCAGCAGAAGCCCGCAAUUCCAAAGAAAGUUUACCAUUUUGACCAAAGCUUCAACCCGCAGAGAGCAGACAGGAGAGUUCCUCCACCCUUCCCCAACACCCCCGAGUACAUUAACCAACCCGGCAAAACGUUGCCGAAGGAGCUCAUAAGCCCAAGAGGCUACAGGGGCUAUCAACCGAUGGACCAGAUGUUUUCAUUUCCUCAGGCCGCAGUCACCGACGAUGCUGUGAAUCACCAGCUCUCUGUUCAGCCCCAGCGCUCCAGGCCGGGCUUCCUGCGGCGGGCAGAUUCUCUGGUAAGUUCGACAGAGAUGGCGUUAUUCCGCAGAGUAGCGGAGAACCACGAGCUCCAGAUGGCAGAACACUACCAGAACAGGCCUCAACAGAUAAAGAGCAUGCUGGAACAACAAAACAGCUUGUCCAACAUGGCAGACACACAGUUCCACAAGAGGAAUGGUAGGUAUGAAGAUGAUUACUCAUCUUAUCAAGAGCCCAAAAAGCCCAUCAUGGGUUAUCCCACCAAGAGUCUGACGCAACGUCGCCCCCUGUCUGCACGGAGCUACAGCACAGAGACAUACGGGGCAUCUCAGGCAAGACCAGUGUCUGCCCGACCCACCAUGGCUGCGCUGCUCGAGAAAUUGCCUUCGGAUUAUAAUCUUAGUACAUGCACUGAGAAGAGCCCUGAAGCUGACAUGAAGAUGAGACCCGUCCCUCAGAAACCAGAGGACAUGAGUUCUAAAAUGCCAAUAGAUUGGAGACAACAGCUGCUUAGACACAUAGAAGCCAAGAGACUAGACCGGAGCGCUGUCCUUAAGCACAACACAGUAAACUUCGGCAUGCUGUACUCUGGAGGCUAUGCUGCACCGCAUGCCAGCAGAAGCAUGACAAUAAACUUUUACAAUAACACAAAGCAUGAAAACCAAACAACUCAGUGGCUACCUCUACCAAAUACUCCUUCACAACAGAGCAAUAUUUUAGAUAACGGACAAGAGGUCGUUUCCCCGAGUAGCCAGUGGGCCCCGUAUUCACUGGGACGAAGAGACGUGCCACCAGAGAGCAUGAAUAUCAUCAAAAAGCCUGGUGUUCACAAUCCCCAUCAACAACAGACUAUGAUGAUCACCUCAGCCCCCCCGCCCCACCGGACUGCCCGUGACCAGCAGUAUGAGGGGGCCAUCAACAAGGUGUCCAUCCAGCAGUACCAGUCACCCCUGCCUAUGCCCAUGCCCAUAACCACCACCAGCCCCCGGCCACAGAGUGCCCGCUGCUUCAUCCAGACUAAAGGCCAGAAGAGUAUGGAUGGCUUUCCAGAACAGCUCUGUGUGAGAAUUGAGAAGAACCCUGGCCUUGGUUUCAGUAUCUCAGGGGGUAUCAGCGGGCAGGGAAACCCCUUCAAGCCCUCGGACAUGGGUAUCUUUGUUACUAGGGUACAGCCUGAUGGACCUGCCUUCAACGUUCUUCGACCAGGGGACAAAAUUCUGAAGUGUAUCUCUGUCCUCGAGCUAGGCCUGCCCUCCCGUGCUGCCGCACCCUAUCCCUUCCCGCCUCUCUUUCCCGACUCGCUUUGUUUACCAUGUGCUUCGUUCUUACAUUGCAGGCCAACGGACAUAGUUUCUUACACAUGGAGCAUGAAACUGCUGUGUCUCUUCUGAAGAAUUUCCCGAAAACUGUGGACUUGGUAAUCUUAAGGGAGAGCACAACAUAAAUAUUUUUAUAGCUUAAAGACUUCUCGCCCGGAUGGAACACAGGAACUUGUAAAUCUUCUUUUUAUCUAGGAACAAUUUUGCCAAUUGCUGGACCAAUGGCAAUUUCCAGUGCCAAAUGUAUAAUAGAGGACAUAUCUAAUAACGUUCCAUACGGCUUAUACAUGAUACACAAACAUACAUUGGUUGAAAUCUUUGGUUGAUGUUGUUGAUAUUCUUUAUCUCAGCCUGUGGCUGUAAGUGGGUGCGUUUUUCCUGCUUAUUUAUAUGGCGUAUUAUUUUGUACCUAUUUUUCCUAGCGGCUUUUGAGUUUGAUCUUUGAGCAUGAAAGCACAUCUGCUUUAAGGACAUUUAUCCACCAUAACACUGCCUCAACUUUGUAAAUGCCUUGUGUAAAUAUAUACAUUUACAAUGAAAACGUGAACCGGGCGUAUAAUGUGAAUCAAAGAGACUGAUGAUUUUCUAACACUAUUCCAUUUUUGUAACAUUUAGAAGAUGUGAAAGUUUAUCCUUCUCACAAACAAAAAUCUAUCCCUUUUAAUCUUGCAGAAUUAAAGAGUCUGUAUUUGCACAAAUCAAAUGACGGAGAAGCCCAAGCAAUGUUCAGUUCCUUUGUUGAGUUUUAAACACCCUCUACUGGUUAGUUUAGAUAAAAUCAUGGAUUUUUGUUCUCAGAUCAGGCUGGGUUUUAUUCAUUUGCUAAAUAAUAAUCAUGUAGUUUGCUGCCAGGAAAAUUCAUGCACGUCAUUUGGCAGUUGUUUAUCACACAAGCUACUUUCAUAUCACACACUAAAACGUUGAAUUGAAAAAAGGUAAAAAGCAUUCGUUUUAUUUUUUAAAGCAUGUUUUUACUUUUAAACUUUUGUUAUUAUGCUUAUUAGGGGUCUUUGUGUUUUACAUAACCAUUAUUUUACAAGGCAUUUUAAAUCAUUAUUCUUGUUAUAAACAGUGCCAUACAGUUUUCCUGAAUAAACCCUGGACAUGUUUAAAAAUGUUGCUAAAAUGUAGCAUUUGCAGGAGAGCCCCCAAUACAUCCCUCACUAUUCAGAGCUUGUGAGAAAGAUUGGUGACUAUUAAAGAUUAUUAUAUGGAUGAUGCAAUUAAUUGUUCAAAUAUGUUGACUAUUAAAGAUUAUUAUACGGAUGAUGCAAUUAAUUGUUCAAAUAUUAUUGUGAAAGAACAUUUGAUAAUGAUUAUUUUUACUAAAUGUUUUCAGAUAAUGGUUUCUAAUAUAUUGCUAUAAUUAGCUAUGCUCAAAUGAUUAAAUUUUAUAAAUACAAAAACAAAUGUAUGGAAAGAGAGUUAGAUUGUAAGGAAAGGGAAUACUGGAACAUGUACAAUUCUUUCUUAAGUAAAUGUGAAUUUUGUGUCAUAAACGUAUAUAUGUAUAUGAAUAUACAAAUGGUCAUUUUUGUAUGUGUUUAAAGACCUAUUGAAUAUAAAAGGUAAUAUAUGGUACUAUUCAGUCUAAUUGCAGUAUUGAUGUAAAUAACUAUGAAUGGAGACAUUUAAAUUAUUCCAAUAGAUUGUGAAUGUACUUAAAGCUUUCUGCAGUAUUAAGACUUACUGAACUUGAAUGCCGUUUCAUUUUUGUGCAAAAAGUAAUUAUAUAUAGAAUAAAUUAUUCAAUUUAGUUCACAGGGAUUAGUGACAAUUUAACUUAUAAUUUAUUUGCACAUGCAAGUUUCCUCCUUCCAGUUUCUUUUCUGUAUUACCGCAAAUAUGUAAUUGACUUAUAUUCUGUGUCUAGAAUGCAUUUUGCAGAUGCUAUGUACAUAUUUAAAAUACAUUUUAGUUAAAAAACUAAAAUAACUAAAACCUGUAUAAAAAGGAGAAGAAAGUCCAAUGCUGUUCCGCUAAUAUUGGAGCCAUUUUCGGCUUUGGAGUACAGAAUUUUUCAGUAUCUAAGAGUUGUUUUGAAUAAUGUAUCAAAGUCUUUAUUGUACAAAUAAUAAAAACGUCACUAUUGUUACAACGUCUUUUUGUGGUAUUUCAUAGAUACACAAUACAUAUGCGUAACCAAAACAUAUUUUUUAUGUUGUAUCACCACAUUUAUAUAUACACUAUCAUUUUGCAUUAUUUAUAGUGCCUUCAUACUGGACAAUACAUGUAACAUUUGAACCCAAACAUUUUGUAUUUAUUUGGUUUGUCUGUCAGUUUCAGUAAAAAGCAUGCAGACGGUUGAUACUGUAUAUAAAAAUGCCAUUACAAAACGUAUGAUGUUCAGUUAUCAAUGUUAAGACCAGAGUGGCAGGUAAGAGAAAAAUGGCAGGAUAUGAUUGUAAAUGGGUCACAUUAUGGUCGGUGUUUGCAGUGCAAAUCAUACCAAUUCUACCAAGAUGUACUGUAACACACUUUUGAUUCAGUGUUAUGCACAAGAUUUAGUUGUUGUGUGAUGGUGAUGAUGGAAAUGA
Molecule: messenger RNA, 7975 nt
Organism: Triplophysa rosa
Lineage: Eukaryota; Metazoa; Chordata; Actinopteri; Cypriniformes; Nemacheilidae
Gene: lrrc7
Product: leucine rich repeat containing 7
Exons: 30
Coding region: 822-5510 (1562 amino acids)
Biological process (GO): neurotransmitter receptor transport, endosome to postsynaptic membrane; neurotransmitter receptor transport postsynaptic membrane to endosome
Cellular component (GO): postsynaptic membrane; adherens junction; postsynaptic density
Molecular function (GO): protein binding
Source: RefSeq, a predicted model, not a curated record